Messenger RNA from Rhododendron vialii, 1098 nucleotides. RefSeq names its product guanine nucleotide-binding protein subunit gamma 3-like. Lineage: Eukaryota; Viridiplantae; Streptophyta; Magnoliopsida; Ericales; Ericaceae. The coding region runs from base 408 to 1016 and encodes 202 amino acids. The transcript is spliced from 5 exons. The record is from RefSeq and is a predicted model, not a curated record.
GCGUUUGUUGGCAGAGCUUUUGGUUGUCUCAGACUCUGCCGGUCUGCCCCCAUAAUUAUCCCGCAGUGUCAGUACCACCUCCUCCCUUAAAUUAUUUCCCCUGUCUUCUUCUCUCAAAAUUAUUUUUCCAUUGGACGUUUUUUUUCACUGCCUCAUUUUCCCACUUUUCUUUACUUCUUCUUAUAGUACUGCUCCCUGCUUCCCAAUUGGGUGUUUAAUGGUGGCUACUGUUGCUGUGCUGCUGCUGUCACUUCAUUACUCUGUUGGGCACUUAAGCAUAUACUAACUGAGUACGUUUGUACUGUGCGCUGUUCCGGACAUUUUUUACCCUCGUAAACCCAUUAUACGGUUUGCUAUACGUUUGUGUUAAAUAUGCUGUGUUGAGGAGCUUGUUGGGUGAUCAAUCAAUGGCUGGUUCUUCCUCUGUAGUGCCAUCGUUGCCGCCGCCGCGGCCCAAGUCUCCGCCGGAGUACCCGGACUUGUAUGGGAAGCGGAGGGAGCUGGCCAAGGUUCAGAUGUUGGAGAGGGAGAUUAGUUUUCUCGAGGGAGAAUUAAAAUUCGUCGAAAGCCUUCCACCUGCCUCCCGGUGCUGUAAAGAGGUUGCUGAUUUCGCGGUGACAAAUCCGGAUCCUUUUAUUCCUACAAGUCGGAAGAUUCGUAGAUCUUGUCGAUUCUGGAAAUGGCUCUGUGGAGCACCCUGUUUUAACUUCUCAUGGAUGUGCUGUUUUGGGUGCAUCCCUCAUCUUGAAAUGCCAAGCUGCUGCUGCAAUUGCAGCUUACGGAACUGUCAUCCAUGCACUCAUUGUUCAAUGCCAAAAUGUCGGUGUUGCUCCUGGCCUCGCUCGCGAUGCUUUGACAAGAUCUCGUGCUGCAGCAGUAAGUGUUGCACUCCCCGGUGUCUUUCGUGCCCAGAUUGCUAUUGUAGAUGUAGUUGCUCUUGUCCUAAAUGCCCAAAGCUAAACCUUUGUUGCUGUUGUACAAAAAGCUGUUGCUACCUCCCCUGUCUAUGUUGCUAGGAUUUAAUGAAAUAGUCCAAUGGUAUCUUUCUUCCUAUUCAAGGUACCAUUCUAUUUGUUAUGAAAUUGCUGGUGUGUGGUC